Bacillus rossius redtenbacheri is the source of this 2356-nucleotide messenger RNA. Its product is annotated as CWF19-like protein 2. The record is from RefSeq and is a predicted model, not a curated record. Gene Ontology annotation, cellular component: post-mRNA release spliceosomal complex. Gene Ontology annotation, biological process: mRNA splicing, via spliceosome. The coding region runs from base 63 to 2252 and encodes 729 amino acids. Lineage: Eukaryota; Metazoa; Arthropoda; Insecta; Phasmatodea; Bacillidae. The transcript has 12 exons.
AAUAUUUAUUUUGGGUUGGCAUUGUCAAUGUGGUGAGAAUUUGCUUUGAUUGUUUAUAAACAAUGUCGUUUAUUAAUUUUGAGAGUGGUAAAGUUAUCGACGAUAAACGAGACGCGUUAAGGAAAGCUAGGGAUAAUGUUUUGAAAAAGGCAGAAGAAAAGUUUCAUCAGCAGAAGGAGAAAGAAGAGAGAGCUAAGCGGCGUGGGGAAGACAAAUGGAUGCUUCCAUCUUUGGAGAAGCGUUUGAAGGAAGAAGGAAAACCUAAGCAGAAGAAACACAAGAAGAAGAAGAAGAAAAGAAAAAGAACUACAGAUUCUAGCACGCCGGAGGGGAGCAGCGACGAGGGGGAGUGGGUGGAGAAGGCGACCCCGCCCGAGGCAGUGGAGCGCGACAAGUGGAUGAGCAUGCCCAUCGCGGUGCCGACCGUGGGCGUGCUCGAGGCUCGGGGAGGGUCUCGUCGUCGGGACGAGGAGGCCAAGAGGGCAGAGCGGGAGAAGAUCAUGUUGGACCGGCCGGGGCAGAGCAGCCGGGAGCUGAACCCCUACUGGCGGGACGGAGGCUCGGGGCUGCCGGGGGCCGAGACCCCGGGACGGGGCGGAGCGGGCGGCGUGGGCGACCGCGGGGCGGACUGGCUGCGACGGGCCCUCCAGCGUGUCCGGGAGCAGGCCUCGGAGCAGGGCCGGACUCCCGAGGCGGUCGCCGCGGAGCGCUGGGGCUCGCUGGAGAGGCUGGAGGCGAUGCUGGCGGAGGCGGAGGGCCGCGACGGGGACUCGGGGCGGAGCCGAAGGGGGCGGAGCGAGCGGGACGGCCGGGCCCCGGGGGCGCGGGAGAGGCGGGACUUCAAGCGGCCGGGCGAGGGAGCGCCCGCCGGCCGCGACAGGGUGCACAACUCGACGGACCGCCGGUGGAAGAAGAGCGACGCCCAGCCCCGCGAGGCGAGCCAGCCCCGGCCCCCGUCCCGCUCCUCCUCGUCCGACUCCGAGGCCGCAGGAGCGGGCGAGCGGCCGCCGCAGCAGGACUGCCAACCGCUGACGGACAAGGAGCUCAACGAGCUGGGCGCGAGGCUCGUCAAGGCUGAGAUACUGGGGAACGAGUCGCUGGCCGCGGAGCUGAAGCAGCGGCUGGAGCGCGGCCGUGCCGCGAGGGCCCGGCCCUCGGGAGCGGGGGCAGAGGCCCGGGAGGAGACGGUGCUGCUCACCAGGACGGGAGCCGGGGGCCUGGUGCACCCCCUGCCCCCGCCGGGAGCCCCCGAGCCGUCCGGCGGCCGGCGCAAGCGGCAGAGGGCGGGCACGCACGUGGACGGCAAGCGGGUGCGCUACUUCGCGGACGACGACGAGUUCACGCUCCAGGAGAUGUUUGAACGCGAGAAAUUGACGACCGUCGACGAUCAGAAUGAAAUGUUCUCGAAGAUGGCAGCAAAGGGCGCGGGGCGCACGGGCAGCGAACACGACGUGGACGACGUGUGCGAGGAGCGUGCCAGCCUGAAGGAGAGCGAGGGGCGCGCCCAGGCACGGGAGCACGGCCGUGCCGUCGCGCAGCACCGGCGCACGGAGAGGGCGCUGGAGGGCUGCGCGCUGUGCCUCGACGGCAAGCUGAUGCUGAAGCACUUGCUGGUGGCCCUCGGCUCCAAGGUGUUCCUGUCGCUGCCGCCGUACCAGUCGCUGACGGAGGGGCACUGCCUGCUGGCGCCCGUGCAGCACGCCGCCUGCGCCACCGCGCUGGACGAGGACGUGUGGGCGGAGAUGCAGUCGUUCCGGAAGGCGCUGACGGCCAUGUUCGGGAAGAUGGACCAGGACGUGGUGUUCUUCGAGACGGCCGUGCGACUGCGCCAGUUGCCCCACAUGGCGCUGCACUGCGUGCCCUUGCCGCGCCAGGCUGGCGACCUCGCCCCCAUCUACUUCAAGAAAGCCAUCCUGGAGUGCGAGACGGAGUGGGCGACCAACAAGAAGCUGGUGGAGCUGGCCGGGCGGGACGUGCGUCGCGCCGUGCCCCGGGGGCUGCCCUACUUCUGCGUGGACUUCGGGCUGCAGGGCGGCUUCGCACACGUCGUGGAGGACGACUGCCUGUUCCCCGCCAACUUCGCUCAGGAGAUCAUCGGUGGGAUGCUGGAUCUGGACCACGGCGUGUGGCGGAAGCAGCGUCGAGAGAACUUCGACGCGCAGCGCAAGAAGGUGGUGCAGUUCGCGCAGUGGUGGAAACCGUUCGACUUCACGCGCGACGGUCGAAGCAGCUCUUGCUCGGACAGCGACUGAGCCGCUCUCUCCGGCUUGUUUGUUUGUACAUAGCGUUAUGUAAAUAAACAUUUCUACCUUGUGGUAUUCCUGUAUCGAAUGUAAAUUAAAAUUUCCACAUAUUA